GCAGCCUUCUUUGAAUAAAAAGGGCCAAUUUUGGAGACUGGGAGAAAUCAUCUCUCACUAAAAUGAAAACAAAAGGGAUGAAUAUAUAGAUAAACAUAUACAUACAGAAUAUAGAGAGAGAAGAUAAAAAAUGGAGCUACAAAUCAUCCAUGUAAUCAAAUACUGGAUGCAAGGAGAAUUCACGAACUUCAUUAAGGUAUGGCUUUCAGUUUUUGCAUCACUUUUCUACUGUUAUUUUGUAUCCAAAAUUGUCCCAAAAGGUGUCUUAAGAUUCUUCACAAUUCUCCCUGUUCUUACUCUAAACCUAAUCCUCCCUCUCUCACUACAUACUCUGCAUCUUGGAGUUUCAUCAGCCUUUUUCUUAUGUUGGCUUUGCAAUUUUAAACUCAUUAUGCUUGCUUUUGGCAAAGGCCCUUUAUCAGAUCCUUCUCUUUCACUCUCAAGGUUUCUUGCACUUUCUUGUCUUCCCAUCAAAUUUCAAGAAAAAGAUAAAGAAACCCCUAAUUCGAAAACGUCGCGGAAAGGGCUUAAAUCUAUAUGGAAUUAUGCUUUUAAAGGUUUGUUAAUUGCUUUGUUUCUUAAAGUGUAUGAUUACAGUGAUUAUAUUCAUCCAAAGGUUAUAUGGGUUGUGUACAGUUUUCAUAUAUAUUUUGGGUUGGAAAUUAUAUUGGCUGUUUUCGGGGCUCGAGCCCUUAUUGGGAUUGAGCUUGAGCCACAAUUUGAUGAGCCUUAUCUAUCAACGUCAUUACAAGAAUUUUGGGGUCGAAGGUGGAAUAUAAUGGUGACACGUAUUUUACGACCUACAAUAUAUGACCCAAUCUUAAAUGCCAUGAGGCAAAUGAUAGGCAGGAAAUGGGCUCCUCUACCUGCAAUUUUGGGCACAUUUAUGAUUUCGGGGAUAAUGCACGAGUUAAUUUUCUUUUACAUGGGCCGUGAAAGGCCCGAUGGGGGAAUCACAUGGUUUUUCUUGCUGCAUGGUGUGAGUUUAAUGAUCGAGGUUGCAAUUAAGAAGGCGAUUAAUGGCAAAUGGUGUUUGCCCCGGAUAAUAACGGGCCCGUUAACCAUUGGAUUUGUGUUGGUUACGUCGUUUUGGCUAUUUUUUCCGGAAUUUUUACGAUAUUAUCCGAUGGAACGAGCAUUGGACGAGUAUGCAGCAAUGGGAGGAUUUGCAAAGGAUGUUUUACAAUGCCUUGACCGUUAAUCUUAAAAUACAUGAACAUCAAGAUUGACAUAAUGUCAAGUGUUGGUCAAUUUAAAAUGCAGUCAGUUUUUCAAUUCAAUUAUCUAUUUGCACAUGAAAUUAUGUCAAGCUUUCUAUUAAAUUCUUCUGGCAAA
This is a messenger RNA of Olea europaea var. sylvestris, 1335 nucleotides long. Its product is annotated as acyl-CoA--sterol O-acyltransferase 1-like. NCBI's taxonomy places the organism in Eukaryota, Viridiplantae, Streptophyta, Magnoliopsida, Lamiales, Oleaceae. Gene Ontology annotation, biological process: lipid metabolic process. The record is from RefSeq and is a predicted model, not a curated record.